This is a messenger RNA of Bacillus rossius redtenbacheri, 2293 nucleotides long. It is a transcript of the gene mRpL44, whose product is annotated as large ribosomal subunit protein mL44. NCBI's taxonomy places the organism in Eukaryota, Metazoa, Arthropoda, Insecta, Phasmatodea, Bacillidae. The coding region runs from base 109 to 1098 and encodes 329 amino acids. The record is from RefSeq and is a predicted model, not a curated record. Gene Ontology annotation, biological process: RNA processing. The transcript has 6 exons. Gene Ontology annotation, molecular function: double-stranded RNA binding; ribonuclease III activity.
UGUAGUAAUCAAUGCCAUUGUUUAGAUUAUAGGUAUUCCAAAUAUUUAUUGUAGUAGAAUCAUAUUAAAAUAUUUGGGUGUAGGAUAUAAUAAUUAUCAUUACCGAUAAUGUCGCUUGUUAAUAGCCAUGCAUUGGUUUCAAGGAUAUUGACGUUAAAAGAUUUAUGCUUUUAUCCAGGACAGAGAACGUUCAAAAGAUGGGUUGCCCCAACAUUAAGGGAAAUAAAACGUAGGCAGGACAAAAUGGGGCCUCAACCUCCACAACGUCGCUCCACAUUUUUGGAAUGGAACUACCAGGCAGAGCUGUUUGCGUUCGGCAAGCGCCUGAACGAGCAGUUCGCGGAAGAGGCUCUGCAGCAGGCCUUCACGGACCGUUCGUACGUCGUCCGAGAGGAGGCCCGGCUGCGCGAGCUGAGCGUGGAGUCGCCCCAGCUGGCGCUGGCGGACAACCGGCCCUUGGUGGAGGCAGGGGAGCGGCUCGUGAGCGACACGGUCCGCCGCUGCCUGCGGGCGUCGCUGCCCCACGCGCCCGAAGAGUGCAUCAGUUGUGCCCACAGUCAUUUGAUGAGUGAAGAUGUGUUGGCAAAAGUGUCUUCCGGCAUCGGAACCCGCGAUCUCGUACUUUCUGCCGACUUCCCCCCGGAGCCGGCCACGCUCGUCAGGAGCCUGAAGGCGGUGGUGGGCGCGCUGGAGGCCAGCUCCGGUCGGGACCGAGCAGUGCGCUUCGUGAUGGACCUGGUGGUGACCCAGCUGUGCGGGAAGAACGUGUAUGAGAUGUGGUCCCCAGAGGACCCGCUGUCCCUCGUCACGGCCAUCCUGUCGCGCCGGGGCGCCGCUCCGCCCGAGCCCAGGCUGCUGGGCCAGGCCGCCCCCAACACCAUCCUGGCCGUCUAUCACGUGGGGAUGUAUUCCGACAAGCAGUUCAUGGGUGCAGGUUGGGGUGAAACUGUGUCUAUCGCAGUCGAGUCAGCAGCUCAUAAUGUUCUGCAGAGAUUGUUCCGAGUGACCGAAACCUUCCGACCCGUAACUACGGAGCAGAUAUUAGACUGCGAUCGAUUUAAUGCUCCGAACAUGUCUGUCAGUGAAUGGAAUAAAUGAUGAUGUGUGCGUAGUUGACUACUCAUGUUUUCAUUUAGAAGAGAGAACAGUGCCCAAUUUAUAAUCAUGAUUUUUUUUGUCGGAUAGUUUUACAACUAAUUAACUACAUAUAAAAUGGGCAAAAUUGGUUAAACCCAAAGGGAAGUUUCAAUUGGCUUGGUUCACAACUUGCUACAACUUAAAAUUCAGAUAUGGUUGUAAAACAAAAACCACUCAAGUCCUAAUGUGUUGUCAAAAUCAUUAGAGAAAAAAGACAUUGUGUUGCAAUUUUCUCAGAUCAACAGAUUUAUAAUAGUUUUAGUACUUGUCUCACAAAUUAAAGAAAUCUGAUGGAGAAAUAGGCAAUGAGGCAGCUUAUUUUGUAAUGAUAGUAGCAAUAGGUAGUAAGUAAUAUGUACAAGUGUUCCAAGGCUGGUACUUCUAAAAAUUAGGCCACAGGAAAUAAAUAAUAUUUAUUUUACUGCCAUACAUUUUUCACUUUAAAUGAUAUGUGUUCUACAUUUUAUUUUUAUGCAAUCUUUGACGUCAUCAUGUUUCAAGGGAUUGAAAAAACUAAGUAUUUAUUCGGAAAGAGUCCCUAACUUAAUGAUAAAAAAUUUGUGUCAUUUUGAGAAAUACCAUUUAUGACCUGUCAUUGUCAUUUGUCUUUCAAAUAUUUCCUGUUCUAUUUCUUUUUAGUUUUAAUAUUAAUGUGUGAUUUUAAAUAAAAAAUAUGUGAAAAUAAAAUUUGGACAUUACUAAGUUGUGUGAUGGUAAACUGUGUUACAUAUAAAUGUACAACAGUGGUGCUACCUAUUUGUUAACUCUAAACUGUCUUUUUUCUUGCGGACAUACAAUGUUAAAAAAAGACAGACACACUUUUUAUCUUUUUCUGCACAGUUGUGAUUAGAAUUUUUUUUUUUUCAAUUUUAAACCUAACCAUUUUUUUUUUAAAUCCUUAUGGUGGAAUUUUGGAAAAUUGUAAAUAGAUGUGUUCUAUUAUAGGAAUUUUUACUAUUCAUAUCCAAUAUCUUAACUUCACCUUGAUUAUCUUCAGAGAUAUAAUUUUUUGUAGAGUUGGAAUCCAGUAUAUGGGCUACCUCUGUGCCAUAUUUAAUUCAUAUCAGUUAGCAGUAAUGACGUGAUGUAUUUACAAACAUACAAACUUUCACUUUUGUAAUAUAUGUAAGUAGGAUUUCAUAAAGGCUAACACAAA